UGUGACUGCGUUGACGGCAUUGGCACAUUGGCGUGCAUCGCCAGUGCAGUGCAUUGCUCUACCAUGGAUUACCUGGGUGCAGAAAUAAGCAAGAAGAUCAAGAGUGCUAUCAGAGCAAAACUGGUAGAGCUUGGUGUCUAUGUUGAUGAUGAGUUACCAGACUACAUCAUGGUACUUGUUGCCAACAAGAAGACUAAGAAGCAGAUGGAAAGCGAUCUGUCCCUUUUCCUCAGCGACCAUACAGUGGCUUUUGUUGAAUGGCUGCAACAAGUGCUGGACAAAUUGCAGACUAUCACCCUGCAGGCUAAAGACAAAGGUGAAUCAGAUGAAAAGGGCAGCAAGGGAAGUGCUAGCAAAGAAAAAGAAAAGAAACGGAAAUCCUCGGAAGUGGGAUCAGAAGUGGCUAAGAAAGGGAAGGUGGAUGAUUCCAAAGAGAAGGAACGCAAGCGGCCAGUAGGCGAGUCACACAAACCCAAGAAAGAGAAGGACAGAGCCUCGAAAAGACCAGACUCUGAGGUACCGAAAAGGGAGGAGAAGGCGAAGGCGGCGCCGCGGUCGGGGUCGGAAGCACACCGCUCUCGGGAGUCGUCUGGCGGCGCGGAAGGUCGCCCGGCGCGGCGCCGCUCGCCAGAUGGCCGCCGCCACCCGCGCGUGUCUGCCCCGGCCGGCCGGCGGGCCGCGAACGCCCCCGUCCCCGCCCCACCGGACGAAGACGACGAUCAGGACGUGCUCAACCUGAGCGCUGAGGAAGACGAGCUGGUGAAGGAGUCGACGGUGGGCGCCGUGGUGUCGCGCGAAGAGGCCGAGGCCGAGUACGACCCGCUCAACCCCGCCGUGGGCGCUGUGGCCAGCACAGUGCGCGUGACGGAGCGGCCGCGCCGGCCGGCCAGCCAGCAGCCGCGGCCCACUCUCUUGCUCAAGGCCAUGCGCGACGCCCAGCAAUCCACCGUCGCCUCCGUCCGACCGUUCCUGGUGCGCGCGCAGAACCAGCCGACCGCGGGCAAGCAUAAGAGGGAGCUGUUCACGGCGUCGCUCCCGCCGCCGCGCGCCGACCCGUGUCCCGAGCGCGCCGAGCCGAAGCCGAGGGAGGCGGCGGCGCGCGCUCGCUCCGUGGAGCCAUCCUCUGACGAGGAGGACACGGUGCACGUGACGAUCGGCGAGGUGAAGGCGCGGCCGCAGCGCACAGAGAGUGUGGUGGAGCCGGCCGAGUACAAGCCAACUGCGAUCCCGACGGUGGACGACAUCUCAGCCAUCGUGCACGCAGUGGCGGACCGGAUCAAAAACCCGCCGCCAACCGUGCGCGCCUCCAGUCCGACGUUCGUGGUCACUAUGACCGGUCUGGGCGCGUCCCGGUUCGCCCGCUCGCUGAGCGUCGACGAGGCGACCGACGGCGUCGCACAGGACGAGCUGGUCGAGGAGGAGGAGGAAGAGGAAGAGCUGGAGGAGGCCGACCUCCGGCAGCAGCUGUUGGAGGACCGCGCCCGCAAGUCGGCGCACCCGGUGAUUGCGCCGCCGCCGGAGCCAGAGCCGGAGCCGGAGCCGGAGCCGCCGCCCGCCCAGAAGCCACCCGCUCGCUGCCGGUUUUGGCCCUCCUGCAGACUCGGCGCGGAGUGCCUGUACCAUCACCCCAGCGUACCCUGCAAGACGUUCCCGGCCUGCAAGUUUGGUGACACCUGUCUCUACAUCCACCCGCGCUGCAAGUUUGACGGCAGCUGCUGGCGGGCCGACUGCCGGUAUUCGCACAGCGGCGCGCGGCCGUCCGUGGCGCCGGCCAGCGCGAUCGCGAGUGGGGUCGGCGCCCGGCCCCCGCCUCACACGGCUGCUGUCUCGAUGGUAGCGGAGUGCAAGUUCUUUCCUAACUGCACCAACCCCAGCUGCCCCUUCAUUCAUCCCAAGAUGUGCCGGUACGCGGACGCCUGCACCAACCCGUCGUGCCUGUUCAGCCACCCGACGCCACCGCAGCCGGCCGGCCGGCCGCAGUUUAAGUGGGUGGCGCCGGGAACGAUCUGA
Molecule: messenger RNA, 2010 nt
Organism: Pollicipes pollicipes
Lineage: Eukaryota; Metazoa; Arthropoda; Thecostraca; Pollicipedomorpha; Pollicipedidae
Product: zinc finger CCCH domain-containing protein 14
Exons: 15
Coding region: 64-2010 (648 amino acids)
Biological process (GO): regulation of mRNA stability
Cellular component (GO): nucleus; cytoplasm
Molecular function (GO): metal ion binding; poly(A) binding
Source: RefSeq, a predicted model, not a curated record